CCGACACGUUCAGACCGCCCUCACGAAUCUCAACACUAGACAGGUGAUCGCGCUGGACAGAUAUGCGAGGCGGAUUUUGGCCGAUGGGAAAUACCUGAUGUUCCAGCACCACCUCAAAUGCAUACGAGGCGAAAAAAUAGCAGCAAGAAUAGCCACGGUCGAGCUCUUCGACACAUCACCAGAAGCAAUCGGGCCGCUUCUCUCGAUCUACAGCACGAUGGCGCAGAGGUACAAACAUGAAGGAACAGGAGAAGGAGAUGUCAUCAUCCGGAUAAAGAGAAAAAAGUGCGCCCGAACGCAUGACUUUUUCCGAACCCGGCUGAAAAACUGGCAUGGCCUAUUGGCCUACUGGGAGCAGACAG
Amoebophrya sp. A120 is the source of this 362-nucleotide messenger RNA. The record is from the annotation of a GenBank genome assembly. Lineage: Eukaryota; Dinophyceae; Syndiniales; Amoebophryaceae.